CCAUUAUAAUGGCUAAUAUUCAAUCAAUUUGGAAAUGUAUGGUCAGUUUAUUGAUUUUUAGUAUGAUAUUUUAAAUGUCUGUUAACUUAUUACUUGUUGAGUUCUUUUGCCUUGCUAUUUACAGUUUAUACAUUUUAUAAAAUAACUAUCUUCGCUUGUGUUUUAUAGUUAAUUUAAAAUAUUAUGUAACGUUAGUAGUUUCCGAACAAAUUUUAAAUAUGUAGGUAGAUUUUCGAACGUAAAAUGAGCUGUCACAUGUCAAGGUCAUUUUAUAAUGUUUGUUGACGUGCGUGAUAAGGAAAAGAAACGAUUUUAUGAUUAAGUUUCGUUGAAACAGUAGAAUAUUCUCAAAGAUGGGAAUAUUUGCUUCUUGCUGUAGACCAUCAGCGUCGGAUGUGAUAACACCGGAUGCUGAGACCAGACGCAGGCAACAGAUCGAGGCGGCCGAGCGUCGCCGUGCCGAGGAGGCGGCGCGUGGCGUCAAGGAUCCAGAGAGGGUAAAGAGGAUGCAACAAAAAAGUCUGGACAUGGAGAAACGAGAACAGGAACUUGCUAAGGAGGGUGGUGCUGCUUUGAAGUGGACAACUGACUGAGAUCCGGCCCAAUGCACAAGUGCAACUAGCAACGUAGCUACAAGCAGCACAGCCACUAGCACAGAUACUGGAACAAGUGUUUCAAAAUAUGACAAAUACAAAUACAAAAACUGAACUUUUCUGUUUUAAGUCUGUCUGAUAAACUUUAAAUGAAUGAACUUUAACUAAAAUCUUGAAAGAACCAAAUUUGAUUAGUAAUGGAAUGAAAACUGAUAUAUGUAUUUUUCUUUAAUCAAUGCUUUAUUUCCAUUUUGUAGAUAGUUCACUAGCUCAGAUUACUUAAUUUAAUACAUUUCUGUGAAUCCCAUAUCAUACUAAUAGAAAGUUUACAAAAACACAAUAUGUACACAAAAGUUUACAAGCUCUUUAUAAUAUUAUACUAUUGAUUAUUAAGGUUUCUAUAAAAACUGCCUGCAUAUUUUUAAAAGGUUAAAAUGUAAGAUUUUUGAAAGGGGAUCAGUAAAUAAUCCAUUUUAUUUAAUAUUGUUACAGUUGUAUAUUAUGAAAAUAGCAUUAUGUCAUUUCCUUAUCAUUAUAUUUUAUUGUUAACUGAUGAAUAUUGUGACAUGAAUAAUAUUCAUACAAUUUAACGUACAAAUGGUUCCCUUUCUAUAUUAUCAUCAAUGUAUUCAUUAACAAUGGAGCUUUUCUCUGUGGUACUUAUUAUAUACUGAGUGUUUUUGAUGUAAAUACAAGUAUUUAAUGAUAUUAUGUGAUGUUUAUAAUAGGUGUCUAUAUGAAUGUAUUUGUAGUAUUAAUAUAUGUAAGUAUAAAAAUGUCUUGAAAAUAUACACUUUUAAAGUUUAAGUUGGAUUAAUAUUAAAACACUGUAUGAAAAUAUUGGUUCUGUGACUGCAAAACUGCCUAAUAUAAUAUUUCUAUCACUAUCAAAAUAUUUAAGCUUAGUUUACCUAAGAUUCAUGAUAUCAAAAGUGCAAAAGAAAAUGGGAAAUCUUGCAAAGCUUUGGUUAUAUUUAUGAAAUGAAAAUUGGAGAUAUAUGUGAACCAGAUAACACUUGUUAAGUAAUGUAUCAAUAUUUUAGUAAAAGAGUUAUUAAUUUUUAUGUGAAAAUGUUAGUCCCUAUGAUACCUAGUCACCUCUCUCUGUCGUUAGUUUAGAUUUCUAUGUCGAAAUAAUUUAGAACUCUUCGUAUUUUUGAUUUUUUUUAUGAACUACAAUAUGCCAUGCAUUUGAUGUUUUAUAUAAAUAAUUAUAAUAUCAUUACUUGUCUCGAACUAAAACGUUUGCCGUCCUGAGCUGGCCUGUUGCGUAUUUGUGUCAUUUCUUUGAAGGAUUUACAAGUUUCUACUAAGUCACUGCCUAUUAUAUAAAAAAUAAUGGUAAUGCCCAAUUAGUAUUUUUGUUAAAAUGACUACUACACAUUUUUCAUAAUGGAAUUACUGAAUUUAUGGGUGACUUUAAUUUUCAAUAUAUUUAAAAGCUUUAUUUAAUUCAGUGCUCCCAGAAAAACGGGCCUCGCACCGUAUUUUAAGAAGCUAUCUUAUAUUCGAAAAUUAUAAUAAUACAUAUAGAAUACAUGUUGUCUUUACUUUGGUUGUUUAAUUUUUUUAUAAUUGGAUAUCGUUUCAUUAUUUUCAUAAUGAAAAUGCGACAAAAUUGGUUGAUUGCGUGAAUGUCCCUCUAAAAUACACAAAUUAAUUAAGAUCCAACUCAAUAUGGAACAUUUUGGUAGUGUAAUAUUUUCAGAUAGAGCUAAAGCUGUUUUUUAAAGCAAUUAUAUGUAAAUUUGAAUAUUCCCAACCAUAAUUGUGCGCUGUAAAAGUUUGGAACGAAAACUCAAAUCUUUUUGUCCAGGACAGGGUCUUUAGAAAGUAUAUACAUUGAGCAUUUUAAAUAAAAGUUUGUAUACAAAGUAACUACCGUUUUAAUAGUUAUCACACUCGUGAUGGACAAGGAAUGGUAAUCCAUUUAUACAACAAACUUGAUAUAAAAUUUAAAUUAUAUACAAUAUUUUAUGAAAAUUCAGAUACUAUGAAAUAAUAUGUUUUUUUUUACUGAUUGCCCUGUUGACUGUCUACUUGCAGGGUAUGUUGAAAAUUUUAAUUUGGAUAAGUAAAUGUAAUGUAAUUUAAUUGGAAGCUUAUUACAAAUUAUGUUACGCCUAAAUUGUACAUCAUCAUAUGCACUGAAUAAUUAGUUUUUUGGUAAUGUUUGCCCAUAUAAAUGUUGUAUAUAAUAAAUGUGUAACUAUUUA
This is a messenger RNA of Manduca sexta (tobacco hornworm), 2809 nucleotides long. RefSeq lists its product as uncharacterized. The coding region runs from base 354 to 593 and encodes 79 amino acids. Gene Ontology annotation, cellular component: endoplasmic reticulum membrane. The transcript has 3 exons. The record is from RefSeq and is a predicted model, not a curated record. Gene Ontology annotation, biological process: positive regulation of autophagy; negative regulation of retrograde protein transport, ER to cytosol; negative regulation of VCP-NPL4-UFD1 AAA ATPase complex assembly. NCBI's taxonomy places the organism in Eukaryota, Metazoa, Arthropoda, Insecta, Lepidoptera, Sphingidae.